This is a messenger RNA of Austrofundulus limnaeus, 1017 nucleotides long. It is a transcript of the gene mrps26, whose product is annotated as mitochondrial ribosomal protein S26. The record is from RefSeq and is a predicted model, not a curated record. Gene Ontology annotation, cellular component: mitochondrial small ribosomal subunit. The coding region runs from base 111 to 734 and encodes 207 amino acids. The transcript is spliced from 4 exons. Lineage: Eukaryota; Metazoa; Chordata; Actinopteri; Cyprinodontiformes; Rivulidae.
GGUCAUUAAAAAUGUCUGCCGUGUAACUGUCCUAUUUUCAUAAUUACACUAAGAGUUGAGCUCACCGAAGAAUAAUAAACACCUGGCUGUUCCCACUUUUCAACGCCGACAUGUUUCAGGUAAUCAGCAGGCGGAGCGUCCAGGCAUCCCGGCUCCUCGCGCCGAGGAGCGCCGUGCUCGUGGAGGCUGUUCGUGGCCGAAAGUCCCGACACGACCCUGUGGCCAAGUCCAAAGUAGGGCGAAUUAAAUAUCCUCCGCCCGUGGACCCGGAAGAGAUGGUCAUCCUUAAAGAGAGGUACUCAGAGUACCAGCUGAUCCUGAGUGCUCUACGUCUGGACUUUAAAGAGGAGAUGCUGAGGAAGAAGUUCGAGUUGGAGGUAGGCUCCAAGGCAGAGGAGAAGGCGAGGCAGGAGGCUGAGGAGCACGCCGUCCUGAUGGCCUGGAACAAUGAGGAGAACCGCCGCCUUCUCCAAGCCAGAGUGGCCAGACUCCAGAAGGAAACGGAGGAAGCUGAGCACAAAAAGAUGGAAGCUCUCCUUCAGCGUGAACAGGAACAGCUGGAGUUCCUCAAACAAAAGGAGGAGGAGAUUCUGCAGCUGCAGGAGGAUGCCAAGAACUUUAUCACCUUGGAAAACGUAGAUCAACGGAUCGAGGCGGCUUUGGAUAAUCCUAAAAAUUACAACUAUGCUAUUAACAAACAGGGCAAAGUUGUGAGCAGGACAGUGCUGCAGUGAGACGGUCGAGUCGUUCAUGUGUUUGUGUCAGAAGGUAAAGAGAAACAGAAGAACCGACGAGCUGCUCAGACUGAGGUCUGGGUUCACUUCUCCCACUCAGACUGUUCAACCUGAAUGUGGAAAGUGAUUUAGUCCUAAAAUAUGUCACAUUUUUGCAUUCUCAUUGUACCGUCAUCACCACACAACCACUAAAACAUCGCUGGUAUUCAUGAUGCUGAGGACGUAAAUGUAAACAGUUGUGACACUUUGACUUGUUUUGGGCAAUAAAAGAUGAAAAAUUGGA